Galeopterus variegatus (Sunda flying lemur) is the source of this 957-nucleotide messenger RNA. RefSeq names its product taste receptor type 2 member 60 (gene TAS2R60). The record is from RefSeq and is a predicted model, not a curated record. The transcript has 2 exons. The coding region runs from base 1 to 957 and encodes 318 amino acids. Lineage: Eukaryota; Metazoa; Chordata; Mammalia; Dermoptera; Cynocephalidae. Gene Ontology annotation, biological process: detection of chemical stimulus involved in sensory perception of bitter taste; sensory perception of taste; G protein-coupled receptor signaling pathway. Gene Ontology annotation, molecular function: bitter taste receptor activity; G protein-coupled receptor activity. Gene Ontology annotation, cellular component: membrane.
AUGAGUGGAGAUGACAUGGUUCCAGGACCUCUAGCAACUGAUACAAAGGCCAUCAUCUUGGCUGUCAUUUUAUUCCUUUUGUGCCUGGUGGCAGUGGUGGGCAAUGGCUUCAUCACUGCAGUGCUCGGCACAGAGUGGUUGCUACGCAGAACACUGCCACCUUGUGAUAAGUUAUUGCUCAGCCUAGGAGCCUCUCGUUUCUGUCUGCAGUGGGUGGUGAUGGGUAAGAACAUUUAUAUUUUCCUAUAUCCAAUGGCCUUUCCAUACAACCCUGUACUGCAGUUCCUAGGUUUCCAGUGGGACUUCCUGAAUGCUGCCACCUUAUGGUUCUCCACCUGGCUCAGUGUCUUCUAUUGCGUGAAAAUCGCAACAUUUGCCCACCCUGUCUUCCUUUGGCUAAAGCGCAAGUUGUCUACCUGGGUACCAUGGAUGUUUCUCAGCUCUGUGGGGCUCUCCAGCCUGAGCACCAUCUUACUUUUCAUAGGCAACCAGAAGAUAUAUCAGAACUAUGUAAGGACAGGUCUGCAACCUUGGAACCUGACUAGGAAUAGCAUAAGGAGCUCAUAUGAGAAAUUCUACCUCUUCCCUCUAAAAGUGAUUACUUGGACAGUCCCUACUGUUGUCUUUCUCAUUUGCAUGGUUCUGCUCAUCACAUCUCUGGGAAGACACACGAAGAAGGCCCUCUUGACCGUUUCAGGAUUCCGAGAGCCCAGUGCUCAGGUGCACGUCAAGGCUCUCCUGGCUCUAGUCUCUUUUGCUAUCCUCUUCAUCUCCUAUUUUCUGUCGCUAGUGCUCAGUACUGCAGUUAUUUUUCAAUUUGGGGAAUUAAGGUACUGGAUGUGGCAAGCAGCAAUUUAUCUGUGCACAGCAGUCCACCCCAUCAUUCUGCUUUUUUGCCACCCCAGGCUGAGAGCUGUGCUGGAGAGGGGCUGUUCCUCAAGGUGUGUGGCAUCUUGA